Protobothrops mucrosquamatus (brown spotted pit viper) is the source of this 1071-nucleotide messenger RNA. Its product is annotated as serine/threonine-protein phosphatase 2A 56 kDa regulatory subunit delta isoform-like. Gene Ontology annotation, cellular component: cytosol; protein phosphatase type 2A complex; nucleus. The coding region runs from base 1 to 963 and encodes 320 amino acids. Gene Ontology annotation, molecular function: protein phosphatase activator activity. Gene Ontology annotation, biological process: signal transduction; protein dephosphorylation. The transcript is spliced from 8 exons. The record is from RefSeq and is a predicted model, not a curated record. NCBI's taxonomy places the organism in Eukaryota, Metazoa, Chordata, Lepidosauria, Squamata, Viperidae.
AUGCCCUACAAGCUGAAAAAAGAGAAGGAGCCUCCAAAAUCUACUAAAAGCACUACAAAGGCUAGCAGCAGCAGUGGAAAAGAUGGAGGUAAUGCAACAGAGAAUUCAGAAGAGAUAAUUAAUGAUAACUUUAGAAGGGUACAUGUGGCAGCAAAAAUCUGGCCUUAUAACUUGUUAGUGCAUGAAAUUGAUCCUGCUGCUGAUAAAGAGCAGCCAGUGUUUGAAAAGAUCCAGCAGCAACAGCAGCAGCAACAGCAGCAGACCUCAAAUAAGCGUCCCAGCAACAGCACCCCUCCACCAACCCAGCUGAAUAAGAUCAAGUACUCAGGGGGACCCCAGAUUGUAAAGAAAGAACGACGGCAAAGUUCCUCUCGUUUCAACUUAAGCAAAAACCGGGAGCUUCAGAAGCUUCCAGCUCUUAAAGAUGCUCCUCCUCAUGAACGGGAAGACCUCUUCAUACAGAAGUUACGACAGUGCUGUGUCCUCUUUGACUUUGUUUCUGAUCCACUCAGUGACUUGAAAUUCAAAGAGGUCAAACGAGCAGGACUCAAUGAAAUGGUGGAAUAUAUUACUCAUAAUCGGGAUGUUGUCACAGAAGCUAUUUAUCCUGAAGCAGUUAUCAUGUUUUCAGUGAAUCUCUUCCGGACACUUCCACCAUCAUCUAAUCCUACAGGAGCAGAAUUUGAUCCUGAAGAAGAUGAACCUACGCUAGAAGCUGCUUGGCCUCAUCUCCAGCUGGUAUAUGAAUUCUUUCUGAGGUUCUUAGAGUCUCCAGACUUUCAACCAAACAUAGCCAAGAAAUAUAUUGACCAGAAGUUUGUAAUGUCACUGUUGGACUUAUUUGAUAGUGAAGAUCCCAGAGAACGAGACUUUCUGAAGACAAUUUUGCAUAGGAUUUAUGGGAAGUUUUUGGGCCUCCGUGCAUAUAUAAGGAGGCAAAUAAACAACAUAUUUUAUAGGUAAGUAGUAAUAAUAGGUAGUCAUUUACUUACUAAGUAGAUUAAACAUCUAUCUAGAAUGAAGGGGUGAGUUGAAUUUAUUUGGGAUCCUUUUUAAUUAGCUCCAUAAGUU